AUGUAUGACGUGGCGUUUGAAGCAAAUUCUCUGACGGAACGUGGAUUUGAUUAAGGAAGACACAAUAAUUUAUUGCAAAAGCGUACAAUGUAUGCCCGAAGCAUGGUAUACGUUCUGGCAAUACCUGGCCUUAUCGGAUGUCUGGAAUAUUAUGGAGAGCAUGAUAUUACUGUUGCUGGGCUAUUUAAAAGAGAUGUAUGCCCCUCUCACUAUGAGGCGACUAGGGAAGCCAUUAAAGGUAUAAGUUUACCACUAGAGCCCAGACUUCCAAUGUGUAGCUUGGUCGAACCACAAGGAGCAGCAGACGUGUGUGGGACAGACGACAACGCAUACUGGCGGGAACUGCAGCAGUGCCCAGUUCCAGUACAUAUACCAUGGCUGUGUACAUGGCUAGGUAGUGGUGCAGCCUGUGUGGUGUGUCUCAGAUCUAUUCAGGAAGGAUCAUGUCAUCGGUUAUUUACAUAUUCUGUCUUUGCGGUCACUCGGGCAAUUUACAGUGUCCCCAGCAUUUCAAAUCAAGAUCUUCCCGUGGCCCUUCGCCUUGGCAUACUGCGUCAGGCAACUCUGCCGGUGGUAGAAUUACUGGUAGCCACAACCUCAAUGCUCUUCCUCUUUCUCUACCUUAUUAUAAAGUUGGAUGGACAACGACACAUACGAAACAGGAACAUCAGAGGUCGACUCCAACAACUGAUACACCACAUUUAUAUAUAUUGUGGUCCAAGGCUCGUGGUGGGAAUUGCGAUGUCGGUGUACGUGAAGAUGUGUGGAUGGACUGGACGACAAGGACAGAUGGACAUUGCAGUGCAACGGGAGAGGAUGGAGCAGAGGAUGGUUGCUGCUCCAUGUGACUGCGAUCCGUUUGCCGGUAUAAAACGUUCUCACGACGUUAAUGAUGACCAGGCCAAUUUCGAGUUUGUGUAUGGCUGAGUGAACGAGUUAAACUUUGGUUUUACGCCGCUUUUACCUUUACCCUGUUUGUGGAUGACAUUGACAUAUUGGCCUGUUAUGAUAUUCUUUCAAAAUAUUUUUGUUUGCCCUCCGUGAUCUCAUCGACUCAUCGAAAGAUUCGCAGCGUUUCGAAUCACAUGGAAUGCAUACUGUCGACAUAUUCAAAGCAGAAAUGUGCCUUAACAUACAAACAAGAAAUCAAGACAUAUUCAUGUACAAAUCACAGGUUCCUCACGAUGUGUACGUUUUAAAAGAUUUUGGAUAGGGUACCGUUAACCUUAUUCAACAACAUGUCCCUGAAGUCAUAUACUGGGGUCACGUUGUUACAAAUAAAUGAUAAUUUGGAUACAAUUAAACGCUGUUGUUUAAACGGUCUACCUCCACAAAGUACAUGCGGGUACUCUUCAAAAUAAUGUCAUGUAUGACAUCUUCCAACCUACCUCAUAUUAUAGUGUACUGUUUUGAUACUGUUUAUCCAGUGUACAGACUGAUAAUGAGAAACCGGAAGCACUAGCCAAGCAGGUGAACGCACAGUCACAAUUAAGUGCAGAUUUUGUUUUUUUACAACAACACUUACAUAUGCACUAUAGGGCAAUGUCUUUGCUAGGGUUAAUCUAUUUUACCUAUAUCAGUAAAGGAUCAGUUGAAGCCAAAAUCAGUUGUACUAUCAGUAUAUGGGAGAAUGUAUCUAUUAAUAGUGUUUUAUGACUGUAUAAGUGUUGUAUACAUAAUAAAAGUAAUUUUUUUUUAUUGUUGUAUCAGACUGGAAAAUCGCAUUUUCAAUUAUUCACGAAUGCAUUCAACAGCAUAAUAAAUAACCAUGUAUUUGUUAACCUUACUGUUUGCAUGUUGGUCGAGUUUUAGUGGAAAACACUCAUGGCAUAGAUCACGGACCAUAUACGCCCAACUAUUAUGCCAUAGUUCACAAUGGUAACACAUGUUACAGAUUUUAUAAUUUACCGAGUGUUACACUCUUCGCUAGUGAUGUAAGAUCAGGUUCAGGACCACUAUGUUUCAGUAUUGACAAAGAAUA
Molecule: messenger RNA, 1981 nt
Organism: Haliotis rufescens (red abalone)
Lineage: Eukaryota; Metazoa; Mollusca; Gastropoda; Lepetellida; Haliotidae
Exons: 6
Coding region: 88-927 (279 amino acids)
Source: RefSeq, a predicted model, not a curated record